Cygnus atratus (black swan) is the source of this 853-nucleotide messenger RNA. RefSeq names its product meiotic nuclear divisions 1 (gene MND1). Lineage: Eukaryota; Metazoa; Chordata; Aves; Anseriformes; Anatidae. Gene Ontology annotation, molecular function: double-stranded DNA binding. The transcript has 8 exons. Gene Ontology annotation, cellular component: nucleus. Bases 86 to 703 code for a protein of 205 amino acids. The record is from RefSeq and is a predicted model, not a curated record. Gene Ontology annotation, biological process: reciprocal meiotic recombination.
GCGGCGCUGCGGGCUGCGCAGGCGGCUUCCCGGCGGCCCUUGCCCUGGCGCUGGCGCCCAAAUCAAACACAGCCCGGAGGCGGCCAUGUCAAAGAAAAAAGGGCUGAGUUUUGAGGAGAAGAGAGCUCGCAUGAUGGAGAUCUUUUUUGAAACAAAAGAUGUGUUCCAGUUGAAGGAUAUAGAGAAGAUUGCUCCAAAAGAAAAAGGGAUUACUUCAAUGUCAGUGAAAGAGAUUCUGCAAAGCUUAGUUGACGAUGGCAUGGUGGACACUGACAGAAUUGGAACUUCCAACUAUUUUUGGGCUUUUCCAAGUAAAGCUCUUCAUGCUAGGAAGCGUAAGUUAGAAGAACUGCAGUCUCAGCUUGCUGAAAGCAGUCAGAAAAAAGAGGCUCUACAGAAAAGCAUUGAGAAAUCAAAAAUUGGACGUGAAGAUACUGCAGAACGUGCAACGCUGACAGAGGAACUUGCUGCCCUUCGGCAGAAAAAAGAGCAGCUAAAGGCGGAAAUAGACAAAUAUAGAGAAUGUGAUCCAGACGUUGUUGAAGAAAUGCGCCAAACAAACAAAAUAGCCAAGGAGGCAGCCAACAGAUGGACUGAUAACAUCUUUGCAAUAAAGUCCUGGGCCAAGCGUAAAUUCGGAUUUGAAGAGAGCAGAAUUGAUAAAAGUUUUGGAAUUCCAGAAGAUUUUGAUUACAUCGAUUAGUUGUUCGGCAGUCGAUGGCUGACACAAUUGUACAUAGUUUGUUAAAUAUUGCUCAGCUGAUGUUUAAAUGUGUGCUUGAAUCCUCACCAAAAUGACUGAUUGCCCUUUAAUUUGCAGUUUUUGUUAACGUUAAUAAAAUUCUAAAAAUGU